AUGGGGACUACAGGUGACGACAUGGCUGCGGUGGAGCAGAAUACCUCCUUGAACCCGCUGUGCUUCGAGUGUGGCCAGCAGCACUGGACAAGGGAGAACCACCUCUACAACUACCAGAACGAAGUGGAUGAUGACUUGGUCUGCCACAUUUGCCUUCAGCCCUUGUUGCAGCCAUUGGACACUCCCUGUGGACACACUUUCUGCUACAAGUGCCUAAGGAACUUUCUGCAGGAGAAGGAUUUCUGCCCGCUGGAUCGGAAAAGACUCCAUUUUAAACUCUGCAAAAAAUCCAGCAUUCUUGUUCAUAAACUGCUAGACAAGCUAUUUGUUUUGUGCCCCUUCUCUUCCGUGUGUCAGGAAGUCAUGCAGCGAUGUGACCUGGCAGCACAUCUCAAAAACAGGUGUCCUGGGGCUUCUCAUCGAAGGGUUGCUCUGGAGAGAAGGAAAACAAGCAAGCUGCAAGCGGAAGCAGAGGGCGAGAGUGGUCCCGGUGGGACGGAGCAGCCUAGCAGUUUAUCUCCAGAAGCAGAUCAGGGAAUAGUGCCAGCCGAGCAGAGCUUCACCUCGCCCGCCCUUCCUGCAUGGACGGAUGAGCCCGGCAUCGACAAUCCGCCUUUUGAGGAGAACACAGUAGCAGACACAAAUCAACAGCCACCUACCUUGCCUGAAGGAGAGAUCACUACUAUUGAAAUUCAUCGGUCCAAUCCUUAUAUCGAAUUAGGAAUUAGCAUAGUGGGUGGCAAUGAAACGCCUUUGAUCAACAUUGUCAUUCAAGAGGUUUAUCGAGAUGGGAUCAUUGCCAGAGAUGGAAGACUUCUUGCUGGAGACCAAAUACUGCAAGUUAAUAGCUUUGACAUAAGCAACGUGUCUCACAACCACGCUCGAGCCGUGCUUUCCCAGCCUUGCUCGGUGCUGCACCUCACCGUGCUGAGGGAGAGGCGGUUCGGCAGCCGCACACACAACCACGCGGACACCACCAGCUCCUUGCGGGAAGACAGCUUUCAAGUGACGCUGCAUAAGCGCGACUCCAGCGAGCAGCUUGGCAUUAAACUUGUACGCAGAACAGAUGAGCCAGGAGUUUUUAUUCUCGACCUUUUGGAAGGGGGGUUGGCUGCUCAAGACGGCAGGCUCUGCAGCAAUGACCGCGUACUUGCGAUUAACGGACAUGACUUGAAGCAUGGGACACCUGAGCUUGCUGCUCAGGUUAUACAGGCUAGUGGGGAGAGAGUGAAUUUGAUCAUCUCUAGACCCCUGAAGUCACAGACGGUCAGCAUUGUCCGAGACACCGGGACUCACAACAGCAACCCACACCAACACCAGUCCCAGCAGCUGUUUCACAGCAGACCCAACUCACAUAAGGAUCUCUCCCAGUGUGUUACAUGCCAAGAAAAGCACAUUACUGUGAAAAAAGAGCCACAUGAAUCUCUGGGAAUGACAGUGGCAGGAGGCAGAGGCAGCAAAAGUGGCGAACUGCCCAUCUUCGUGACAAGCGUGCAGCCUCACGGGUGUCUGGCAAGAGACGGCAGGAUUAAACGAGGUGACGUGCUGCUGAACAUCAAUGGCAUCGAUUUGACUAACCUAAGUCACAGUGAGGCGGUGGCCAUGCUGAAAGCUAGUGCUGCUUCUUCUGUAGUUGCCCUGAAAGCCCUGGAAGUCCAGAUUGUAGAAGAACAGCCCCAGGCUAACGAAGAACAAUUGAGUACCAUCAGUGAAAAUGAAUACGAUGCCAGUUGGUCACCGUCCUGGGUCAUGUGGCUGGGACUUCCAAGCUGCCUACAUAGCUGCCAUGACGUAGUACUGCGGCGAAGCAAUUUAGGGAGCUGGGGUUUCAGCAUCGUCGGAGGCUACGAGGAGAACCACACAAACCAGCCUUUCUUCAUUAAAACGAUUGUUCUUGGAACUCCCGCAUACUUUGAUGGAAGAUUAAAGUGUGGUGAUAUGAUUGUUGCUGUAAACGGACUAUCCACGGUUGGAAUGAGCCAUUCUGCACUCGUUCCCAUGCUGAAGGAGCAGAGGAACAAAGUAACUUUAACCGUGAUUUGCUGGCCUGGAAGCCUCAUAUAAAUUUGGGAAUCGCUUUGGUUCAAGCAGCUUCUUUUUCUAGAUAGCUGGCACAAAAAUCUCCUCUAUCUUUUUUCCCCUAUUGAUACAGCUGGUUAUAAGCAGGGCCAAAACUGCUGUAUUUUCUUUUUUUUUUAUAGGGCUGUCAGACUCACUCUAUGUAUCUUUCCAUCCUGAAAUAGCCAUUUCUGUUUGCUAUAUCCAUUGCUGACGCAAAUGCAAAUAUACACGAGCUCAGAGAGAAACUCGCACUCCGAUACGGCUGUCAUUGAGCUUUCCCCGCCAGGCUUGUAGAGUUAGCAGAAGAACUUAGUGGUUCUUUAGGUUUCUCUGCACAGUCCUCAAGUUAUACGUGAUAUAUAAACCUAAUAGCCAUGUGCCCGUUCUUCCCUGCGAAGAGAACGUGUGUCAGUACCGCAAUGACACAUCUAUCUGCUGCUAUGAAUCAAAUUCUGUUUCCAAAGGU
Molecule: messenger RNA, 2527 nt
Organism: Balearica regulorum gibbericeps (East African grey crowned-crane)
Lineage: Eukaryota; Metazoa; Chordata; Aves; Gruiformes; Gruidae
Source: RefSeq, a predicted model, not a curated record